Messenger RNA from Gastrolobium bilobum, 1029 nucleotides. RefSeq names its product AP-3 complex subunit sigma. The coding region runs from base 140 to 640 and encodes 166 amino acids. Lineage: Eukaryota; Viridiplantae; Streptophyta; Magnoliopsida; Fabales; Fabaceae. Gene Ontology annotation, cellular component: intracellular membrane-bounded organelle; AP-3 adaptor complex; membrane coat. Gene Ontology annotation, biological process: intracellular protein transport; Golgi to vacuole transport. The transcript has 8 exons. The record is from RefSeq and is a predicted model, not a curated record.
GAAACGGUGCGUUUUAAGAAUUCUUUUUUGCUAAUCCUUCUUUACACCUCGCAGUUAGGCCUGUGAAAACACUACCUAGCGGUGAUUGAUUCGAUCGGAGACUCCUAUUCCUAUUCAAUUUGAGAAAGAAAGAAACAAGAUGAUAAGAGCAGUGCUAGUGAUGAACACGGAGGGGAAGCCUCGUCUCGCCAAAUUCUAUGAAUUUCGGCCCGUGGAGAAGCAGCAAGAAAUUAUUCGCAAUGUGUUUGCAGUCUUAUGCAGUAGACCUGAACAUGUCAGCAAUUUUGUGGAUGCUGAGUCCUUCUUUGGCCCGGAUGCUCGCCUUGUCUACAAGCACUUUGCAACUUUAUACUUUGUAUUUAUAUUUGAUAGUUCUGAAAACGAGCUCGCUAUGCUUGACUUGAUACAAGUCUUCGUGGAAACAUUGGACAAAUGCUUCAGAAAUGUAUGUGAGAUAGAUGUUGUGUUCAACUAUAGUAAGCUGCAUACUAUACUAGAUGAGAUUAUUUUCGGAGGUCAGGUGUUGGAGACAAGUUCAACUGAGGUUAUGAAGGCUGUUGAAGAAAUAUCAAAGCUAGAAGCAGCAUCCAAUGCAAUCAAUCUUGUUCCAAAAUCUGUUUCUGCUUGGAGGUCGCGGUAGCAUAAUUUUAAUUUAGCUUCCGGAAAGAUCUGCGUUGACAUAUAAAAGAGGUAUGAAAGCUGAAAUAUCUUGUGGAGUCAGUAGGAUGAACUUUUGUCUUAAUAUAGGUGUUCGUAUUUGAAGCAAAGACUGACACCCGGAGUGAGAGCUGGCCAUGGUUGCUACUGAUCUAAAGAUGGAUAAGUUUGGCAAUUGGUGAGAUUUUUUAUUUGUAAUUACCUACCUUUAUUGGUCUAAGGAAUCGUAUACAACUUUACCUGAGCACUUAUUGUAUGCAGCAGAUCCCACUUUCUGUUAAUCUAUUUGGUUGCAUUUUGACUUGAAUUGUCGACUCAUUAAAAUUCCUGAUGAACCGUGGAUUUUCUGUAUCAAAUAGUUAUUACAGGAAU